AACAAAAAGAUUUUUUAGUGCUUGCAGCAAAAAUGCUGAUGUAACUUUAAACCAGGAGGAGCAAUGUUAUGGCUUCCUCACUCUGGGAAUUGGACUAAAGGUGACUUAGUUUUAAAGGCAACUAGAAAAGGCAUUAAUUCUAUUAAUUAAUGCAUCAGCGGUUUCCAUCUCAGCAAAGAUGUCUUAAUGAGGGGCUCGGGGCACCCAUUAUUUAUCUUACAAAUGCAGCUCCAGGGUCCUGACCGUGCCAGGCAGUGUAACACACAUCCCCGCGGAGGGCUGGCGCUGCAGAAGCUCACGGUCCACCCCCUCCUGCCCACACCCGGCCUCACCCUCCCCUUCUCUUCGAGGAUGACCUCUGUCCCAGUCCCACGGACCCCGAUUCCUCCACGAUCUGGCCCCUCCCCCCAUACGUUGCAUUCCAGGACUCCCGCAAAGGAAUCACUUCAGCCUGGACUGCAAACCGCACUCCUACACCUCACUGUGGGCACCUUGGGGGUGUCCUCCAACAUCCCCGCCCCGCCCUCUCUCUCGUGGCCUCCUUUCUUUCGAGCUGAUGAGGAACUGGGGACCCAGAGUCGGCCUGUGUGAGGCCCGUACAGGUGGCUCCCGCAGUCUUUAGAGGCACAGGGUCGGUCUCCCCAGGCCGACCUGGUAAAAUUCCUGCAUCUCCUGCAGGCCGCCCUUCUCCGGCUUGGCCGGGACCAGCCUCUGGACCCCGGGCUCCUAGCCCGCGAGCACCAGGAGCUGUCCGCGGUGCUGACCGCAGGCGCUUCCCGCGCUCGGCCGAUGCGCACGCGUCCCGGGAGGGGCGCGCGGGACCCGCCGGCGCCGCCACUGCGCAGCCUCCCGCGGGCUCCCCGCCCGGCGCAGCCUCCCGCGGCCUCCCCGCCGCCGCUCUCGCCCGGGCCGGCCAUGGCGCUCAACAAUUUCCUUUUCGCGCAGUGCGCCUGCUACUUCUUCGCCUUCCUGUUCAGCUUCGUGGUGGUGGUCCCGCUGUCCGAGAACGGCCACGACUUCCGCGGCCGCUGCCUGCUCUUCACCGAGGGCAUGUGGCUGAGCGCCAACCUCACGGUGCAGGAGCGCGAGCGCUUCACGGUGCAGGAGUGGGGCCCACCGGCCGCCUGCCGCUUCAGCCUGCUCGCCAGCCUCCUGUCUCUGCUGCUGGCCGCCGCGCACGCCUGGCGCACGCUCUUCUUCCUCUGCAAGGGACACGAGGGCUCCUUCUUCUCCGCCUUCCUGAACCUCCUGGUCAGCGCCUUCGUGGUCUUCCUGGUCUUCAUUGCCAGCACCAUCGUGAGUGUGGGCUUCACCAUGUGGUGCGACACCAUCACCGAGAAGGGCACCGUAGCCCACAGCUGUGAAGAGCUUCAGGACAUCGACUUGGAGCUGGGUGUGGACAACUCCGCCUUCUACGAUCAGUUUGCAAUUGCCCAGUUUGGCCUCUGGGCCUCAUGGCUGGCCUGGCUGGCCAUCACCACGCUGGCCUUCCUGAAGGUGUACCACAACUACCGUCAGGAGGACCUGCUGGACAGCCUGAUCCACGAGAAGGAGCUGCUGCUGGCCCGGCCAUCCCCACGCACCUCCUUCCAAGAGGAGAAGAGCGCUGUCAUUUAGGCACCGCGCAGGCAGGGGA
This is a messenger RNA of Cercocebus atys (sooty mangabey), 1636 nucleotides long. RefSeq names its product transmembrane protein 179 (gene TMEM179). Bases 790 to 1617 code for a protein of 275 amino acids. The record is from RefSeq and is a predicted model, not a curated record. The transcript has 4 exons. Lineage: Eukaryota; Metazoa; Chordata; Mammalia; Primates; Cercopithecidae.